AUGAGAUCGGAAGAUAGCAGUGCUACAUCAUUGGAUCAUUUUGUGGUCAUGAUACUUCCAGGAAAUGGAUGUGAAGACAUCUUGGAUUCAAAUUGGUAUAGUGACUGUAAAGAUAAAAUUGAAAAAUUGUUUGAGAAUGACAUUUCUAGGAAAGUUACUGUGAUUUGCAAGGAUAUGCCAGAUCCAUAUGUAGCAAGAGAAUCAAUUUGGAUUCCAUUUGUGGAGCAACAAUUCAAGCCCUAUGAAGGCAAUGAGCAGUGUAAAUUCGUUUUAAUUGGGCACAGUUCUGGAGCGGAAUGUGCAAUGAGAUACAUGGAGAAACACCCUCUGCAUGCAUGCAUUCUAGUUUCUGCUUGUGUAACAGAUAUGGGGGAUGAGAAUGAAAGAAAGAGUGGCUAUUACAACAGAGAAUGGAAAUGGAAAGCAAUGAAACAGAAUUGCUCGACCAUCAUUCAAUUUGGAUCUAAGGAUGAUCAUUUGGUGGACUUUGAAAGCGAGCAAGAGAUCGUGAACCAGAACUUGAAGCCCAUUACUUACUUUUUCGAAGACAAGAACCACUUCCUCAGUUACACAGUGGAUGCUGAGAUCAUCAAAAGCUUCAACAACGACAUUAUUAAAAGGAAUUGA
This is a messenger RNA of Naegleria lovaniensis, 627 nucleotides long. RefSeq lists its product as uncharacterized. The record is from RefSeq and is a predicted model, not a curated record. Bases 1 to 627 code for a protein of 208 amino acids. Lineage: Eukaryota; Heterolobosea; Eutetramitea; Acrasida; Naegleriidae. The transcript is spliced from 3 exons.